AUGGCCCAGAGAAAGGCGAAAAAUGAGAAGCAGCUGGGUGCCGGAUCCGCUGCUCCUGAUGGUUCUGCAUUAGUGCUUGAGUAUCUCCGAAAACAAAAUCGUCCUUAUUCGGCUACCGAGGUUUCGGUGAAUCUGCACAAUAAGAUUACAAAAGCACACGCUGCGAAAGCUCUACGGGAACUACAUCAGAAUAAACAAAUUGAAGGACGGGCUGCUGGGAAACAGAUAGUAUAUCACGCCCUCCAGGAGACGUCCACCGAAGUGACACCCGAGAUCAUUGCAGCUUUGGAUGAGCAGGCUGAGAAACUGCAGGAGCAAGUAACCAGUCUCGAAGCUGCAGAGAAAAGGACGCGAGCGGAGCUAGCAACCAUCUGUGCAAGACCCUUGCUCUCCGAACUUCGACGGGAUGUCGGUCAGUUUGAGCAAGAACAUGAGGCAAUCCGUGCACGCCUGGUGCAGGCGCGAGGGAGCGACGCAGGGACUGUACCCGUGCAGAUAAGAGUGGAUGCUGAAAGAGACUGGAACCAUUGGCAGAAUCAGGCCAAGGUGCGCGGUCGGAUUUGUCGCGAUCUAUGGCGGAUGUGUUCGGAAGUUGUGCCCGACAACAUGGGCCGAGAAGAACUAUGGGAGAAUCUGGGAUUGGAGGGACCAUUUCUCAAGUGA
Molecule: messenger RNA, 663 nt
Organism: Aspergillus luchuensis
Lineage: Eukaryota; Fungi; Ascomycota; Eurotiomycetes; Eurotiales; Aspergillaceae
Product: putative TBP interacting domain protein
Exons: 8
Coding region: 1-663 (220 amino acids)
Biological process (GO): meiotic joint molecule formation; meiotic strand invasion involved in reciprocal meiotic recombination; homologous chromosome pairing at meiosis
Cellular component (GO): DNA recombinase auxiliary factor complex; condensed nuclear chromosome
Molecular function (GO): double-stranded DNA binding; recombinase activator activity
Source: RefSeq, a predicted model, not a curated record